AAAAAGUAACCUCAUCUUAUGUUUAUUUGCAUAAAUUUCCCUCUGAUUUUUGUUUUAGGUUAUGUUAUUGUAACUAAAAUACAGUUUUACUUCAGCAGCCUGCGUAUUAUUUAGCAAAGCCGUAGAUGUAAUGUAGAGGGACGAAGCAGAAGAAAAGAUUGAUUGGCCAUCGAAGGAAUAACAAUGAAAAAUAAAUUAAAUAUCGUAGAUUUGUUUGAUGAAGCAAGGGGCAAUCAAAGCUAUGUAAAAGUUUGCGCUCCCAUGGUCAGAUACAGCAAAGUGCAGUUUAGAACACUUGUUAAAAACUAUGGCGUCGACUUGUGCUUUUCUCCAAUGAUAUUAGCAGACUCAUUUUGUCAAAACUCAAAGGCUCGCUAUAAUGAGUUUGCAACAACAGUCAGUGAUUCUCCCUUGAUUGUUCAAUUUGCAGCAAACAAUCGAGACGACUUUGUUGAUGCCUCAAAACUCGUGUACGAAUACGCAGAUGGUGUGGAUUUGAACUGUGGCUGCCCACAAAAAUGGGCCAUGAAAGAUGGUUAUGGUUGUGCCCUAUUAUCAAAACCUGAAGUAAUACAUGACUUAGUAAGAGGUAUCAGGAAUAGUUUGCCUAAUAGUUUUAGUGUUUCUGUUAAAAUAAGAAUAUUGAAAGAAUUGAAUCGUACCAUUGAGAUGUGCCAGCAGUUAGAAAAGUGUGGAGUAAGUUUCUUAACAGUUCAUGGAAGGACUCCUACACAGAAAAGUGGAGAUAAAGUUAAUGCAGCUGCUCUACGGGAUGUGGUGGAUUCUGUGAAGAUACCUAUCAUUGCAAAUGGAGGUAUAAAGACAUUGGAUGAUGCUGAUAAUUUGCAUGAACAAGUCAAAUGUAGUGGUAUAAUGGCUGCUAGUGGCCUUUUGACCAACCCUGCAUUAUUUAGCGGAGCUACAAGGACUCCCUUAAGUUGUGUAAAAAUGUGGAUGGACAUGAAAGAUAAAGAAAGUGACAAAAUAACAUUUCAAUGUUACCAUCACCACUUAGUUUUUAUGUUAGAAAAAGUAUUAACUAAACAAGAGAAACAAGUGUUCAAUCAUUUAAAGUCAUUUGAAAGUGUUGAUGUGUUCCUACAGGAAUAUUUAUUGAAUUCUGUUAAUGAUAAUAUAGAGUUUAAGUAUAAUUUAGAUGAAUUUAUCAAUUGUGAAUUUGCUGAUGAGAUUACACUAAAACAUUCUACAAAAUGUAGGGGUUGUAGUAAAAGUAUGACCUAUUGCAUUUGCAAUAAAUAUGAUUCAAAUAUAACUGAUGGGAAUUAUUUUGUAUCCUGUGUUAAAGAUAGUGAAUCAGUUGAUUAUAUGGACUUAAAUAUUUUUGAUGAAACUUGUUAAGUUACAAUAGCUGUAUAUUUUGAAAAUAUAAAUCUAAUUUUGUUGAACAAA
Molecule: messenger RNA, 1410 nt
Organism: Helicoverpa zea (corn earworm)
Lineage: Eukaryota; Metazoa; Arthropoda; Insecta; Lepidoptera; Noctuidae
Gene: Dus4
Product: tRNA-dihydrouridine(20a/20b) synthase [NAD(P)+]-like
Exons: 2
Coding region: 184-1359 (391 amino acids)
Biological process (GO): tRNA processing
Molecular function (GO): tRNA dihydrouridine synthase activity; flavin adenine dinucleotide binding
Source: RefSeq, a predicted model, not a curated record